AUGACUAAUAUAUCAUUAUAUGAUCGAUUAAAGCAAGAAGAAGGACACAAUUCUUCAUUUGAUGAUGAUGAUUUUGAAUUACCAGAAUUGAGACCUGACGAAACUAUAUAUAGUAAAAGCGCUGGCGACAUCGAUGAUUUUAAUGAUGAUGUUCAUCUUUUGUCUCGCGACAAAUCGGAAAAUCAAAUUUAUCUUGAAAAUUCCCCAAUACCAAUGGUUGCUGCGGCUGUUAGUAUUAAGGAUGAUCCUUCUCUACCAUGUCUAACUUUUCGUUUUUGGGUUCUAAGUUUCAUAUUUACCGCACUUGGAGCUGCUGUAUCUGAAUUUUAUUAUUUCAGAUCAAAUGGUGGUGGAUACUCAAUUUUUUUCGUGUUGCUCGUUUCUUUUGUUAUGGGUAAAUGGAUGGCUCAUGCACUUCCUAUUGAUGAAUUCAGGAUCUGGAACUGGAGAUUUACAUUAAAUCCAGGUCCAUUUAAUAUAAAAGAACAUGUGCUUAUUGCUGUUGCUGCAGGAGCCGGAGGUGGCUCAGCUUAUGGCACCGAUAUUAUCGCCAUACAAGAACUUUUCUAUAAUCAACAUUCUGGAUUUAUAAUAGGAAUAUUGCUUUUAUUGAGCACACAAAUGAUUGGAUAUGGAUUAGCCGGAUUCUUACGAAAAUAUCUUGUCCGACCAGCAAACAUGUUGUGGCCAUCAAAUUUAGUGUUUUCGAGUCUUUUCUCGACGCUUCACGGAAAUGUGACAGAAACGCGUGAUAAGCUUAGAUUCUUUUAUAUCGCAUUCAUUUGCAUGUUUGCAUGGCAAUUUUUCCCUCAAUACAUAUUUACUAUGUUGACGAGUAUAUCGAUAUUAUGUCUGAUGGUGCCGUUUAAUUCAGAUAUUGUUCGUUUUGGUAGCGGAUAUCAUGGAUUGGGAAUAUUGAAUUUUUCUUUGGAUUGGAAUGCAGUUGGACAACCAGGUCCACUUUACACUCCAUGGUGGGCACAAGUUAACUGGUAUGCCGGUGUGAUUAUUGGAUCAUGGAUCAUCGCACCGAUUUUGUAUUACAAUGAUGUUUGGAUGGCAAAAACGUUUCCUUUUUUGGCGACUUAUUCUUUGGAUAAAGAUGGAAUAAGAUAUAAUCAAACCGCGAUCAUUGAUAGCUAUACGGGAUCAUUGAAUGAAACAGCAUAUAAAGAAUAUGGUCCUGCCUAUUUAAGUGUAACUUUUGCUGUUGGAUAUUUUUAUUCUUUUAUAUCUUUUUCGGCAGCAAUUAGCCACGUAGCUUUAUUUUACGGAGAUGAAAUCUGGGGAAGAUUCAAGGCUAGUCGAUCUGAAGAAGUUGAAGAUAUUCAUUGUAAAAUGAUGAAAAAUUAUGAAGGCACGAAAUAUGAUACCUAA
Molecule: messenger RNA, 1377 nt
Organism: Funneliformis mosseae
Lineage: Eukaryota; Fungi; Glomeromycota; Glomeromycetes; Glomerales; Glomeraceae
Source: the annotation of a GenBank genome assembly